Messenger RNA from Spodoptera exigua (beet armyworm), 402 nucleotides. The record is from the annotation of a GenBank genome assembly. Lineage: Eukaryota; Metazoa; Arthropoda; Insecta; Lepidoptera; Noctuidae.
AUGAUCAACUUGUUUAUUACGCAACUAAAAUUAUCGAUAUCGAUACUCAUAAAUCCCGGUAUUGGGGUUACACAAUAUACAGUACAUAAAUCUGAUUCGGCAAACGAACAGACGGAUUACCUGAUGGUCAAGAUGAGCGUGGUAGAGGGCGGGGGGCCGGAGGCGCCGGCCCUCACUGCGCCGGCGACCACUCCCACCACGCCACCACCCUCUGCCAUCACUGCCGAUGCCACAGGACAACUCAUACAGGUCCCAGUCGCCCCCCGGAAGCCCCCGCGAAGAGGUCCCAAGGUCCAACAGGAGAGGCCGAAGAGGGCACUGUUCUGUUUGACCUUGAAGAACCCCAUGAGAAAGGCCUUCAUCGACAUCGUGGAGUGGAAGUAUCCUUUGCAAAAUGAUUAA